AAUAGGAUGCAGGCCGCCGUUAAACAUCACAGAAGAAGAAGAAGAAGAAGAAGAGGAGCAGUAGCAGCGGUGUGCCAUGGAGGGUCUGCGGGUGCUCGAGCUCUACAGCGGGAUAGGAGGCAUGCAUUAUGCUCUGAAAGAGAGUGGUAUAACUGCCCAGGUAGUGGCUGCCAUCGACAUCAACACAACAGCCAAUCAAAUCUACACGCACAAUUUCCCUGACACCACCCUCUGGAACAAGACCAUUGAGGGCAUAACUCUAGAUGACUUCAAUAAAUUACCUUUUGACAUGCUUUUGAUGAGCCCUCCUUGCCAGCCUUUUACCAGGAUAGGACUUCAGGGUGAUAUUGCUGACCCCAGAACCAAGAGCUUCCUCUAUAUCCUAGAUCUUCUGCCAAGGCUGAGCAGGCUGCCCCGCUUCAUCCUGCUGGAGAAUGUGAAAGGCUUCGAGAGCUCCUCUGCCAGGGACCGCUUGGUGAAGACACUCAUGGAAUGCGGAUACACUUUCCAGGAGAUCAUGGUCUCACCCACAAGUGUUGGGAUCCCAAAUUCAAGACUGCGUUAUUUCCUGACUGCUAAGCUGUCAGCAGAAAACGGAAGCACCCAGAGUUCAAAGAUUUUAGAUGCCUUCCCACAUCCUGCUGAGAGCGGUUCUCCUGAGCGGAACGCGGCCUUGGAUCCUCCACACCCAGCUACCUGCCAGCCAGAGGAGGACAUGCAGGGGGGUCACGUCCUUUAUAAACAAGAGACAAAAAUAGAUGCCCAGAGAAAGCUGAGUCAGAACAACGAUCUGUCCGUCAGGCAGAUCCAAGACUUCCUGGAGCCGCAGAGGGAAGUAAACGUGGAGCACUAUCUUCUUCCUCCCAGAACACUGCUGCGCUAUGCUCUGCUCUUGGACAUUGUCCAGCCCACAUGCAGGAGGUCUGUGUGCUUUACCAAAGGCUAUGGCCGCUAUGUGGAGGGAACUGGCUCAGUACUGCAGUGCUGCACGGAAACGGAGAUGGAGAAGGUGUUUAGAGGUCUGGACCAGUUAUCUGAAGAAGAGAAACUCCAGCAGCUGUUGAAACUCCAGUUGCGUUAUUUCACCCCCAGAGAAGUUGCCAACCUGAUGGGCUUCCCUCAAAGCUUCUCCUUUCCCAAACAGAUCAGCACCAAGCAGAAGUACAGAGUUCUAGGAAACAGCCUGAAUGUUGUGGUGGUGUCCAGACUCCUACAACUGCUGGUGUCCUAGCACUUGGAGCCCUUCGAAGGAGGAGACCAUCCUGUUCGUCACAGAGGGCUGCUGAAAGGAAUCCUAAAACCUGGAAAUUUGUUUUGCACUUCUGGUUCCCUCGUCUCGAAGUCAAUUGAUUUUUUUGCAUUUUAGAAAACAUUACGACAUUACAGAAAACGUCAUUUUAGGACAUUUCUCAAAACACGAAAUUACAGUCAUUAUUUUUACUUUUUACAAAACAUAUUUUUUUUUUACAAAACACAACUGAAUUUCCCAGAAAACCACAUUCAAGAGCAAAAGAGAAAACAAGCACUAAGGUGAGACUCAAACAGGAAAAGGUAGGGACGUAUUGGACAAUGAUUCCUCGUCAGUCAGAAGAAGUACUUCUUCUUUUAGAUUUCUGGCGGACUAGAUGCCGUGUGGCACAGUGCUGCCUCCCACAGGUCAAAAAAAAAUAGCGAGACUGCAAAUAUAAAGAUGUGGAAUUGCAACUGCUGCUCAGUGAUUUCUCCCAGGAUAAAUAAUCUUUUAUUUUAAAAUCUUAUCAUCCCAACCUGAGAAAGGCAUCAAUGUGCCACAAAGCAUCCAAAAGACAAAGAAAUAAAAAAAGUACUUCUGUUUUGAAGCAGUCCGAAUGAUCGUGCAUCCACUCAGACACAAGGAAUCUGGUUUGAGUUUGAGCUUAGUGUUCUUCUGUUGUCUCUCUGUGUUUUCUGAAAUGUUGACCCUCAAGGCCACCGUACAAAUAGCGAAAUGAGACUACUUGGGUCUGUGUUGGUGACGUGAAGUCAUGUGACUGUGGUGUAUUUGGUGUAAUGCCUAGAGUGAGCUUUUUACUUGUGAUUGCAUUUACACUUGGAAAAUCAUAACAAGUAUCACACAUGUUUGUUUGCCACAAAGAUUAUUUUCUGAACAAAUCCAAAACCCAAUCCAAAGAUCCCAUUGGCUUUUUGCCAAGGUAACCAGUGCUAUGCUAACUUCCAGGUCAUCCCAGAAUCCCUCCAUUGGGGAUCAAAUUACAAAGUAAGCUUUUCCCGAAUGCUACUUUUUGUUAUUUGGUCAAAUGUUGGGCAAAUGCUGGACCAUUUAACAGUGUAAAUUACAUUUCUAUGUUUCACUUCAAACAGCAUAUGUCUCUAUUGGCAGAAAAAAGAUUUGUUUAUUUUUUAUGAGCAUUAUUGUAGGUUUUAUUAUCCUAACAAUCGAAAU
Anoplopoma fimbria (sablefish) is the source of this 2422-nucleotide messenger RNA. It is a transcript of the gene trdmt1, whose product is annotated as tRNA aspartic acid methyltransferase 1. The record is from RefSeq and is a predicted model, not a curated record. Gene Ontology annotation, molecular function: methyltransferase activity. The coding region runs from base 77 to 1231 and encodes 384 amino acids. The transcript has 11 exons. Lineage: Eukaryota; Metazoa; Chordata; Actinopteri; Perciformes; Anoplopomatidae.